AGGAAUACUCGAUCACCCUGGACAGCUAUCGGCCAAGUAGGGGAAGAAACUCUGAAUUUCGUACAAUUUUAUCCGGAUAAGUUAAACGUUAAGAAGAUAUUAUAUUUCUUCCUAACUUGUUUUGAUUAUAAGGUUGUUAUGUUGUUAUGCGGAGGUAAUAGUAAUGAAAGAUAGCAGGUCUCGCUCAUCAAGAAAUUGCUAAUGUUGUUUGUAACCAGGUAGAUAGCUAGCUAGCUAAUAUUCAGUGCUUGUACAGAAAUCUACUGUGUGUAUUACGUACAUUCUGAAUUGAAAGCUGGCGAGGGUUUGCUGCACUGAUAAUGAAAGUUGUACCACGACUCAGAGAGAUGAAUAGCCACAAGUGGCAGUGAGUUUAACGUAUACAUGCUAAGCUAACUAGCUAACAAUUAGCUGUGCUUUUACAGGACAGGAGGUAGCCACGUAUGAACCUCUGUCCAGUCGUAGAUGCCUAAUUCCUGCUUGUAACAUACUAGCUACAAAGUGUUCCUUUAGCAGGAUAUAUAUAUUAGAUAGCCCAAAAAAAAGUCUUAAUCUAGAAGGAGCGCGCGUUUUGGUCCAUAGUUCUGAAAUGUUAUAAACCGGAGCCUCGCGUGCUUCCGGGUUCGAUGUUGCAUUGAGCAGAUGAUGAAGCGGAUCAUCUGGGUGAUCUCAGGACUAAACAGAAGGAUGAUGAAGCUACUGGUCGCCCUCGCGUUGAUCGCCUACAUUGCCUCUGUCUGGGGAACCUACACCAAUAUGAGAUCCAUACAGGAACAUGGAGAGAUGAAGAUUGAGGAAAGGAUUGACGAGGCAGUUGCUCCCCUCAGAGAGAAGAUCCGGGAUCUGGAGCUGAGUUUCUCUCAGAAAUACCCCCCUGUGAAGUUCCUCUCAGAGAAGGAUCGGAAAAGGAUUUUGAUAACAGGCGGCGCAGGCUUUGUUGGCUCCCAUCUGACUGAUAAGCUGAUGAUGGACGGCCAUGAGGUGACGGUGGUGGACAACUUCUUCACGGGCCGCAAGAGGAACGUGGAGCACUGGAUCGGCCAUGAGAACUUUGAGCUCAUCAACCACGACGUGGUGGAGCCGCUCUACAUCGAGGUCAGUCUGUCCAACAGGCUUCUGGGCUGUUCCACCAAUUUGGUGCCUUUCGAGAUGUGUAACUUGGUGAACAAAUAAGUUUGAUUUCAUCUAGUUUUAACAGUCAUAAAGAGCAAAUGUUUUUCCCAUCAAGAUGUUCAAUAAAUGACUAUAGUAAAUACCU
Molecule: messenger RNA, 1258 nt
Organism: Salmo salar (Atlantic salmon)
Lineage: Eukaryota; Metazoa; Chordata; Actinopteri; Salmoniformes; Salmonidae
Gene: uxs1
Product: UDP-glucuronate decarboxylase 1
Biological process (GO): D-xylose metabolic process
Cellular component (GO): cytoplasm
Molecular function (GO): UDP-glucuronate decarboxylase activity; NAD+ binding
Source: RefSeq, marked provisional